This is a messenger RNA of Pseudo-nitzschia multistriata, 2884 nucleotides long. NCBI's taxonomy places the organism in Eukaryota, Bacillariophyta, Bacillariophyceae, Bacillariales, Bacillariaceae. The record is from the annotation of a GenBank genome assembly.
CACCUCCACCACCGGCAACGAGAAAGAAGUAGGGAAAAAGUAGAGGGCGAGGGAAAGGGAAAGGGUUACAGAGCAUAAUGAGAAUCGAGUACGUUUUCAUUUUCAUCGUCCUUCGGAUGACGACAUCCUUCUUUGUUCCAUAUACUUUUCAGAAAUGUGCUCCGAAUACAAAGCAUGUGAACGGAAUCCCUCCGACUGCUCUUUGGAUGGAUAGGGUAGAUGAUAACGGGGAAAGCGCACUGAAAUCAUUGGAUUGUUUCGUAUCGGCGGUAGAAACGAUGAACAAGAAUUUCCGCUCAAUGGAUGAUUCUCGUGAUACUUUCCAAGUUAUCUCUCGCGGUUUAAGCGAUCUCCCAUCUUGCGAGAAAGUCAAAACCAAGGUCUUUUAUGAUCCAUCCAGUAUGGAAGUCUUCAUUGCCACGGUGCAAGACAGCUCCGAAAUCAGAAUCUCAAAGAUUCGUUUUCUCUGUUCCAACAACAAUCUGGUCCCGGCACCCGCCGAUGUGGUGCAGAAUCUCUGUGGUUUUCCGGUUGACACAUUGCCGCCACUCGGCCAUUGUCUAGCUCCUAAAGUAUCGUCGUGUACGAUUGCUUUCGACGAACGAUUAAUUAACGAUUGCCAGGAACUCAAGCUCCUUAUGAUGGGUAGCGCAGGUCAUCCUUAUUGGAAGUCCCUGCUAGCGGCAGAGUUAGUUGUCCGACUGCAAGAAAUUGGUGAGGUGAUGAUAGCUGGUGGUAUUACAUACGAUGACAACCGACACGAAGGAAGCGACAAAAGAGUUUGGGAAGUUUCAUCGAGCGACAAAGAUGAAAAGAAAAUUCCUACUACUCCGAGUAGAACGCCGUCAAACUCUCUUGAUCCGUUUUACCCGAAGCCUUAUUUUCCUAUUGACGGCCCAUCCCUCAAUAUAGCACGACUUGUCAUUCGACAGAAAGAGAUUUCGAAUCCGUUGACUCCUGUCUUCCUGACAGUCAUGGGCAGAAUAGGAACCAUUAACGUGAGGACAAAACGAUCUCUGAGGUGCGAAUUCUUGCCAACUGUGAGAGAAAUGUCUAGAAACGACGAGACCAACGACAACGAAGUCUCCCACCCGUGGAGGUCUGCUGUAUCCGGCAAAGAUAUGGCGGUCGAUCUGAUCUUUGGCAAGUUUUUUCUACAAUCGUAUGGGACAAAGCUAGGAGAGGCGUUGAUCGAGGAAGUCCAAGAAGGCCAACUGGUACAGAUCGAAGCCAAAACAAACCCGGGGCAGCGAGAGUCUAUAGAGAAAUGGAUCGACACCAAUUGUUUGGAGCUGGUCCCGAUGAAUUGCCAACUUUUAUCUUGCGGUUCGCGUUCGUACGGCGAUUCUUUCGACAAAGGAGGAUUGCAAACUGGUAGAAAGCCGAAAAAGACGGGGUCCUCUUCUUCGUUACCGACUCUCACGCUCAGCGACAUAUACCAAGGCAACUCGUCCAUAAAGUUUGUUGAUGACGCUCGCUCCAUCUCUGAAUUUUCCAGCGAUAUCGCCAAGCUUCUCUCGGAAGUGGGCGAUCGGCCCUCUCUAUCGCCCUACGUUGGAAUCGAUUGCGAAUGGCAACCCCGUGAAUUCAUGGAAGACAAAAAACAGCCCCAACCGGUGUUGUUGCUGCAGGUUAGUUUGCACGCACUCGAAAGGGUGUACAUCCUGGAUCUACAAGCCUUGCUGCGGCCACUCGAGGAGAGCGAUACACCCUUCAAUCAGCUAGAAGGGGAGCUUUCGGAGUGCUUGUCGAAGCUGAUGAAGUCGAACCGGUUCAUCAAGGUCGGAUACCAGCUCUCCUCGGAUCUGCGAAGGAUUUUUGCGAGCUACCCCCAUCUUCCUUGCUUCCAAGAAGUUCACUCGAUUCUCGAAAUCUCGUCUUUCAUAAAGAGAGUCCUUCGCAUAUCCAAGCAAAAGAAAAGUCGUUAUAUCACCAUGUCCCUUGCAGCCAUGACAUCUCAUUAUCUUGGCAUGGCACUGGACAAGGAACACCGUGAGUAUAAUGCUGCCACCGUUCUUGAUUAAAAAAGGAAAUUCCUCGGAGAAAACCCCCGUCUGUCUCGGCUCCAAAACCCGCUGGCACUCACCGUUCCACCCGCCGUUUUCCCUUCUUGUCGCUUUUGGCGUGCGCACCAACGCAACCAACCCCACAGAAAUGACCGAUUGGGCGGUCCGGGACCUGACGCCGAGGCAGCUCGAGUACGCGGCGCUGGAUGCCGCGGUCCCACCCCGGCUGCUGGAGGAGGCGCUGGAAUCGAUCGGUGCCUCGUUCUCGGACGAAGGACCCCGCGGCACCGAGGUGUCGAGCUGCCCGGUCCCCCGGAGGCACGAGGGCGACGCCGCCCUGGAGGGCGAGGUCGCCUCGGUGCGGUUCCACCGGCUCUCGGGGGACACCGACGAGGAGACCGCCGGCGAGCUGGGGGCGAAGCGGAUCGUCGGGCCGUCGUGGAUCCUUUCCUCGGUCUGGAAGGCCGUCGAGGCCCCGCCGCCGCCGCUCGUGGUCCCCUCGUCCUCCCGGCGCUAGGAGGGGCGGCGCGCCACGCCACGGUACAGUGCUGAGUGCCAUACAGACCCAACGCCUCGAACCAUCGCGGCACCGGGCAAUCCCCGCGGCUUCCCGCCCCCGCGUCUCGGCGUCCAACACGAGCCCACGCGCUAGCUACUACUGUGCUUCUACAAAAGAAUCCAACAACUGAGAAUACUGCGUACUACUAUUUUUUUAUCAAAUUUGGCGGAUUGCGUCGUGCAUGAUCUCGAAGCAACCCACGGCUGGAGCGACGGGGUUUGCACCAAGUUCUGUGCCCGUGGCGCAGCCGAGGUUCAAAACGAACCGGACCGGACCGAACCGAACCGCGUCGGUAUUGUAAUAAGUACUCUUGUAAAUU